Aspergillus chevalieri is the source of this 3330-nucleotide messenger RNA. RefSeq names its product ankyrin repeat protein. The record is from RefSeq and is a predicted model, not a curated record. Lineage: Eukaryota; Fungi; Ascomycota; Eurotiomycetes; Eurotiales; Aspergillaceae. The coding region runs from base 1 to 3330 and encodes 1109 amino acids. Gene Ontology annotation, cellular component: nucleus; cytoplasm. The transcript is spliced from 2 exons. Gene Ontology annotation, molecular function: protein binding.
AUGGACCCGGUCUCAGCAUUCGGGUUGGUUUCCGGCGCCUUCCAAAUCGCCCAAAUCGCCCUACAGACCGCCCAAAGCCUCACAACUCUACGCGGGAAAUUUGAAAACGCAGACCUUACCAUCUGGUCGCUAAUCGGAGAAUUGAGAACGAUCAGAUCUGCGCUCAUUCAGCUAGGCGACUGGGCACAGUUCAAUUCACGCGAUUCGCUCUCGCCGGUGUUCAACGAUGGUGAUGAGGGGUUGAAUGUGGCCCUGGAGGGCUGUUCAGUUAUCAUGGACGUUCUUUCUAGGGAAGUCGCUGCCUUGGCUCAAGGGACGGAGGAGGGGACCGUAGUUGGGUUCCGGGUCAGGGCGAGGGCUGUUUGGAAUGAGGGGAUUAUGAGGGAUCAUCAGGACCGGUUGCAUGCGCAGGUUUUGGCGCUGCAGUUGUUGCUGCAGGCUUGUCAAUGUCGCACGUCGUCUGAACAGGUUCAAUUGCUACGGAAGGUCGAGAACCGUCAGAUAAUCCGAAAAGCUGCUGAGGAUACUGCAACUCUUCGAAGUCGUCGAAGUCAAUAUGCCAAUUCUCAUGCCGCUACCUCUUCAUUAAGUGUUGUCCAGUCGUCCGUUGGUGAGACGGUCUUUGACUUCGACGAUACGGUGAUGGCUUCGCCGGCCUAUCAACAUGCUCUUCGACAUGUGCGCUCAAGAUCAGAACAGCUAUCCAUCGCUGCUUAUAGCGAACCCACAGACGAAGGCUAUUCAACAGGCAUGGCGAACACGCCCAAUGCGUCUAUCCCUUCGAGACCACCUUCGAUACAGCAGCCAUUGCCAAUUCAUCCCCACAAAUCUGUGUCCUCAGAUUUUGUUCGCAGAAAGACCGUCCCCAUCAGACCCAACACUUGGGCAUUGAACCAAAUUGACGUUCGGCGGUGGCAGUCGGACUCAACGCCCACGUCCUUGGGAACUCGCUCGUCAGGAUCGAGAAGUGAAAAGGUCCGCUCGUUUCUGCGUCGCAUAAGUACAUCUGGCUCGGUCAAACCGCGAGCUUCUGGUACAGCGAUUGAUUCAGUGGGUGGAAGAAGUCGCGGACGUGACUUCAACAUCAGUAUUGAUCUCAAAACUGCCAACGGUGCCUCUGCGCCGUUGAUUGUCAAAGCAGCUCAGGCAGGAGCUCGAAUUGAAGUUGAACGACUGAUUCAGAGCAACCACGACAUUGAAGCCCGGCACAUUGCUUCACGACGAAACGCACUCAUGGUAGCUGCGCAUUGCGGCAAUGAGGAAGUUGUGGAUCUGCUGAUUCAGAACAAUGCACGACUUGACGUCGCAGACGGAUCAGGCUCUACAGCACUGCAUCUUGCUGCAUCGCGUGGUCAUGUCGGAGUCCUCGAACUUCUCCUUGUUGAAAAUGUGGAUGUUGAAGCUCGAAACACCCACGGCAGAACUGCUCUUUGGGUAGCUGCUGACCAUGGCCAACUUGAUGCCACGCGGAUGUUGCUUGCGAUGCACGCCAAGGUGAAUUCCAGGGCGGAUAACCAGAUGACCGCUGUCCAUGCUGCAGCGAAGCGGGGAGAUAAGGAAAUCAUCGAACUUCUCAUCUCUCAAGGUGCGGAUUUGGAAGCAAAAGACGCUGCGUUGAUGACGGCCCUGCAUUAUGCCUGCGAAGAAUGUCAUUUAGAUGCUAUUGAGACACUGCUCAAUAGCAAGAUGAAUAUCAACGCGCCAGGGAGCGAUAAGAGGACACCGCUCAUUUGCGCCGCGGCAAUGGGCAAGUUAUCAGCAGUUGAGCUUCUGCUGAAGAAAAAGGCUUCUUCGCGAUGCAUCGACGAAGCAGGAAUGACAUCCCUACACUGGGCUGCUUUCAAUGGCCACACGGAGAUUGUUAGUCUACUUGACCAGAAGAAAGGGCUAUCAGCAAUGACCAACAUCGCCGGACGUACUGCUCUGCACCUCAGUGUCAUGAAUUCGCAAUUUGCCGUGGUUGAGUUACUUCUUCGCAAGGAGGAUGUGUCCCUCGAAGCACGAUGUGAUUCGGGCCUCACGCCGCUGCACUAUGCAUGCAUCGCCAACAAUGUAGAAAUCACGAGAUUACUGUUAACUGCCGGUUCUGAUAUCGAGGCGCAAACUGGCGGAGAUCAACGAACACCAGUGCAUAUCGCGGCCGCAGGUGGCUCGAUGGCGCUACUCAAUCUGCUUUGUGACAAAGGUGCAUCACUCGAUGCUCGAGACGCACUGGGAGACAGAGCCCUCUGCGUCGCAUGUCGCCAGGGCCAUGCAGCCGCAGUCCAAAACAUCCUUAAUCGAGGCUCAUCGUUAUACCAGAAGUUUGGAAACCGGCUGCACGAGGAUUCGCCGCUAUGUCUGGCGGCCAUGGGUGGUCAUUUGCCAGUGGUGUCUCUGCUUCUUCAGCACGGGGCGUCUAUUUCACGAAGCGAUGAGACGGGGUGGCAACCAGCUCGUUACGCGGCUUACCAUGGACAUCCUGAUGUUCUCCAGCUUUUGCUGAUUAACAGUCCCGCGUCGAGCAAUGCCGGUCUUGACCCUGAACUCACAGCAGACAACAUCGGAUUCGCACCCCAUGUGAUGAUUCCAGAGGAACGGAAAAAGAAGGUGCGGGAGUUACUAGGUCAAGCCCAGCGAGGUCCCCUCUCAAUUGAAUCCGCUCCAGCACCUGUCCCAAGGGACUUACCACUCCCACCUGCAGCACCCGCAGCCUAUAAACCGUUCAAGCUGGUUUUGCCCUCCUCGCAAAACGGGGCCCGCAAUGUUGCUAUCAAUGAGGACAGAACUUCCCCCCAGGAACUCCCCGGUACUUUGGAACAAGGGCUGCCGAAUAGUAGAUCCGUUACACCAGAUCAGAUGCGCGGAGAAGUGCGUGACCAGGAGACGGAUUGGUGGGCAACAACAGGCAUUCAGGGCCCUGUAACUGGGAUGAGAGAGCGUGGACGGGUCUCGCAACCGAGUCAUGUGCAUAUGCAAGAGCCGGUCUUUAUUCAGCAACCUCAGCCUCGGGCUGUGAGUGCUACUACCAACCCGUGGUUUAAUAGUAUGCAGGCUCAAGCGACGGUUCCCAGGGGCAGUUCUGGAGGAAGUGCUAGAACACAGCAACCCUUGUCUGACCCUGGUCUUGGAGGCACUCCUUCUUUCGUCUCUCCUCAGCCAACCCCAGUUUCUGUGCUAGCUGACGAUACACAAGACAUGUCGCGACGGUUACUCGACCUCCUUCGAAAUGAGCCCUCUAGGAACAAUAACGAUGAUAAUGAACGGUCUGAGACAUCAUCAAUGACUACUGUAUACACAGCACCAGAGAGGAGCGACACUCCUAACAUGGUUUAUGAACUGCCAGCAUGA